AGGAAGAGGAGAAAAACGCUGGGUGGAGCAAAGGAGUAAUGAUUGAUGCUUCCCCUUUUCACCGGCCCUUUUUCUUUUCACUUACCUGAGCCACUCUGGGGUCCACUUUGAAGGCGCGAUGCCCUCGCCUCUUCCCCGGCGCAGUUACCUCCCCAGCGAGUUUUCUCCCUCGGCGGACUCGCGGCCCUGCAGCAGCCCUUCCGAGCUCCCAGGCAAGGCAGGAAAGCUCUCCCUGGGUGGCACUCCUCCCAGGGCACCACGGCUACCACGCCGGCUGGCCUGGUGCUCCAUCGACUGGGAACAGGUGUGCUUCCUGCAGAGGCUGGGAGCUGGUGGGUUUGGCUCGGUGUACAAGGCCACUUACCACGGUGUUCCGGUGGCCAUAAAGCUAGUGAACAAGUGCACCAAGAAUCGACUGGCGUCCCAGCGCAGUUUCUGGGCUGAGCUCAACAUCGCCAGGCUUCGCCACGAUAACAUCGUGCGGGUGGUGGCUGCCAGCGCGCGCACGCCUGCGGGCUUUAACAGCCUAGGCACCAUAAUCAUGGAGUUUGGUGGCAAUGUCACCUUACACCAAGCCAUAUACGGUGCCGCCAGCUGCCCCGAGGAGGAUGUGCAGCCUCACUGCUGUGCCGGAGAGCAAUUAAAUCUGGAAAAGUGUCUCAAGUAUUCCCUAGAUAUUGUGAAUGGCCUGCUUUUCCUUCACUCGCAAAACAUUGUACACUUGGACCUGAAGCCGGCUAACAUUCUGAUCAGUGAGCAGGAUGUCUGCAAAAUCGGUGACUUCGGUUGCUCGGAGAAGCUGGAAGAUCAGCUGUGCUUCCAGACCCCUCCUUACCCCCUAGGGGGCACCUACACCCACCGAGCCCCAGAGCUCCUUAAAGGGGAGACCCUAACGCCCAAAGCUGACAUCUACUCCUUUGCCAUCACUCUCUGGCAAAUGGCUACCAAGGAGGCGCCUUACUCAGGGGAGCGGCAGUACGUGCUCUACGCCGUGGUGGCCUAUAAUCUCCGGCCGGCUCUGUCAGCAGCUGUCUUCACUGACUCCAUCUCUGGGAAAAGACUUGAGAAGAUCAUCCAAUGCUGCUGGAGGGCCAGGGCUUUGCAGCGGCCAAGUGCAGAACUCCUCCUGGUUGACCUUAACUCUUUAAGAGCUGAAUUUGACUGA
Messenger RNA from Mirounga angustirostris (Northern elephant seal), 1165 nucleotides. RefSeq names its product MOS proto-oncogene, serine/threonine kinase (gene MOS). NCBI's taxonomy places the organism in Eukaryota, Metazoa, Chordata, Mammalia, Carnivora, Phocidae. Gene Ontology annotation, cellular component: cytoplasm. The transcript has a single exon. The coding region runs from base 119 to 1165 and encodes 348 amino acids. Gene Ontology annotation, biological process: signal transduction; positive regulation of MAPK cascade; negative regulation of metaphase/anaphase transition of meiotic cell cycle. The record is from RefSeq and is a predicted model, not a curated record. Gene Ontology annotation, molecular function: ATP binding; protein kinase activity.